AUGCACCCGCAUCCACCGACGCCGGCCGCUCCCCUCCACGAGCCGCCCGCCGACGACCUCACCGACGACGGGCCCCUGUUCCGCGCCCACAUCGCCAGCCUCGAGCGACGCGCCCACAGCCUCCGCCACGCCCUCAAGAAGCUCCACCGCGCCCUCGACGCCUCGCUCGCCGCCCUCGACACCCACCGCUCGGCCCACGACUCGCUCGACGACGCCCUCGAGCACCUGUCGGCCGCGAGCCUGACGUCGUACGGCGGCCAGCUCGGCGGCCUCUACGCCCGCGAGCUCAAGCCGCGCCGCGACCGCGCGAGCGACGACGCCCGGCGCGAGGCCGACCGCGCGCGCGAGCUCGUCGACCGCGUCAAGGGCGCCAUCGACCGCAUAAAGGCCGUCGAGGACCGCAGGAAGGCGUUUGACGCACAGUCGAAGUACUUCUACGACGAGCUCGCCAAGUACCUCGGUCGCGCAGAGUCGGACCCGGCCAAGAUCGCCUCGCUCGACUCGAAACAAGCCGAGCGCGCCGCCGCCUUCCGCCAGGACCGCGUCGCCUUCUUCUCGUUCCUCGAGGGCCUCGUCGAGUCCGAGGAAGGCGCCAUCGCCUCGUGGCUGCGCGCCUGGGCCGGCCCGCUCGAGAACGGCGCAGAGCCUUCGAGCGUCGACACGUGUCGCUCGGACACUCUGGCUGCUCUCGAGGGCUCGCCAAACGGCGGCGGCGGCGCCCGCAAGCCUCGGCCGUCGGCCGGGUCGUCGGGCGGCGGCGAGAGCUGGGAGCGUCACCUCGAGGGCUUCCCGACCUACCUCGCCGACGCCGUCACGGGCCCAGACGACGCGGCGCCGUUCCCGCCGGCGAGCGACGACGGGCACUCGGCCGCGCCGAGCGCGUCGGGCCAGUCGGCGGCGAGCCGCACGACGACGGACGGCGGCGUCGAGUCGGCCUCGGGCUCGCGUCCGUCGAGCGACAAGGCGAGGAGGAGGAGGUCGUCGCUGCCCGUGUUCGGCCUCGGCGGCGUCGCCUCGCCCGACAAGGACAAGGAGCCCGCCGGCAAGCGCGACCGCAUCAAGGACUUCUUCCGCUCGGCGCACCACUCGAUCUCGUCGGCCAUCCCGACCUCGUCGUCGUCUGCCGCCCUCGCCGACGUUCUUGUCGCGCGCCACACGUCCCCUCCUCCGCCUGUCCCGACCCGGACGCCCUUCUUGAACUCGUCGUCGAAAAAGAGUCGACAGCACGAUGCGGACAAACCUCUGUAAAGCUACAGCGCCCUCACCGCUUCUCGUUUCGUCCCGCCGUCGGCCCGCUUCCACGCCCUCCUCGUCCUCGUCCAACACGUUCUCUCCCA
Messenger RNA from Rhodotorula graminis WP1, 1337 nucleotides. RefSeq lists its product as uncharacterized. The record is from RefSeq and is a predicted model, not a curated record. Lineage: Eukaryota; Fungi; Basidiomycota; Microbotryomycetes; Sporidiobolales; Sporidiobolaceae. The transcript is spliced from 3 exons. The coding region runs from base 1 to 1248 and encodes 415 amino acids.